GAUAACUUGUCGGAUCGACUACUACGUCUGCGUCUCUUAACAUUUUUUCGAUAUUUAGUUUAAGACUUGCAUGACCUUAGUGGAAAUUGACAGGAGAAUUGUAAUAUACAUUAAGUGAAAUCUGGAGAAUGUUAGCAGUUACCAGACUAUCUCUAAUUCAAAAUUCACUGCAUAAAUGUGUAAGUGAACAGUCUUUUACCUUUCGUUUGGAAUAGUUCCUGUUAAUAAAACUUUUUGAUUCCCUGUGCCUGUGGCCUGUGGUGUGACUGUCUUUAGUCUUUAGUAAGAUUGUAUAGUAUAGUACAGUAAGUACUGAGGCUGUAGUUUAGGUAGUGUAGUGUAAGUCAAGAGUUGCCAAGCUGUGCAGGUUUACUUAUUAAUUUCAUUUUCAAGCCCCCUACUCAAGUUCAAGCCAAGUCACUUGUGUAAAUUUGUACCAAAUUUUGCCUGCCUAAACUAAGUCUAAGUCACAAGGGUAUUUUAGUAGAACUAGGCAUACAUCACACUUACUGAACUUACUGAUACUGUUUACUAAAUUGAUUGUUUUUUGUUUUGUUGAAAUGGAUAGGGGAUGGCACUCUACUCUACAAAAAAUCAUAUGAGGGCUAAUGUGAAGAGAUAGCACCCUGGUUCCGAUAGGGUCAAAACCCUGGUUACUGAUAGGGUCAAAACCCAAGUUAAGGAUAAGUUUAGGGUUCAGGUUAGGUAUAGGGAUACAUUUAGGAUAUAAGUUCGCUGGUCGCGGCAACCAAGGUAAAAAAACGCGGUGCUAUCUCUUCACAUUUACCCAAAUAAGAAUCCCUGCAGCAGAGCAUGCCCUAACCUAAGCCUAACUGUCUAACUAUUAUAUUAAAGGCUAUUAACUAUAAUAUUUAGAUUAGCAAGAGCAAAGGAGAAAACACAAUUUUCCCAGACAUUUGCCUUCAUUUGCAUAUUUAUAAAAUAGUCACUUCCAACCACACUGCAUACUACUGCCUCUUAAAUUUAACUAUAUUAAAAUUAAAGCGCUUGAUAUGCACUGCUCACAUUUAUCAUUAUCAUCUGAUUAUCAAUCAUUUUCAAGGGAUUUUGUAAUUGAAACCAUAUCCAAGUUUUAGUUUUACUAUUAACCUAUAACUUAGUACAGGGGUGGGCAAACAUUUUCUAUGUAGGGCCACAUUGAAAACUUUAUUGUCAUCAAGGGGGUGGGGGGAGCAUAUAUAUAUAUUUUGUCUGCUUCAUUAACAAUUUACAACGUAUGAACAUAUAAAUUAAUGAUAAUAACCUUGUAUUUGUCAUUUUAUUUCACAUUCAAGCUGUAUUAGUAUUAGUAUUACACAUUCACAUGCACAAUACAUUUUAGAAUAUGAACUUUGGUAAUAAGAUAGUACUAUUCAUAAUUAUUUAAACAAAAGUUUAUCGUCAUCUAUCAUAAUAAUUAUGAAGAAGAAGGAACUUAAUUUACAUACAAUCUGACCACAGAUUACAAUUAUAAUUAAUGACAAGUAUGUAACUGUUCACAGUUUUGGAUAAUGUUCUUGAACUGUGGAACCAGUUUACUGGUUGUGAUUCGCAUGAAUGCAUUCAAAUUGCAGUCAGUCACCAUUAACCUGAUCUUAGACUUGUUUAUUUUCAGUCAAGAAAAAGCUUGCUCACAGAUGUAUGUGGAACCAAAUAGUGACAAAAGUUUGACAGCAAAGUUUUUAAAGCGUGAAAAUGCUGCUUCUGACAAAGAUCCAUAAAACUCCAGCAGAAGAAUUGACUUGAACAUCUCCUUCAGGUCAUAAUCUGCUUGAAAUUCCACAACCAAGGCAUCCAACUAAGCCUUGUACUUUUCAGCCAUUCAUUUCCAAAGAAAUUGUUUUCUGUUUCAGCAAAAGGAAAUGGCAAAACCUGUUUUCACCUGCUUGCCUGGAGAACAGGGAGAGAUUUGCCUGAAAUGAUUUAACAUGCACAUAAAUUUCAUGUGCAAACAAGCUAUUGCCCUGAAGUUUGACAUUCAGUUCAUUCAUUGUUUCCAUAAUGUUGAUGGCAAACAUGAAGUCUGACUUCCACUCUCCAUUAACAAUCUUAAUUUCAAAGUCACAAUAUACAGUGGAACCUCUCAUAACGAGUUUAAUGCGUUCCAGACUCUUACUCGUUAAGCGAAACACUCGUUAAACAAAACAAUUUUUCCCAUACAAAUCAAUGUAAAGUACGAUAAUGCGUUCCAUGCUGAAAAAAAUACUAAUUUUUCAAAAAUUUGAUUAACAUUUAUUCAAAUAAAAUUACUUAUGAAUUGUUAAGGAGUGUAACAACUUGGAAGCAAUUUAGAUUUGAAACAAAAAACUUUAAAAAAAAAAUGAAUUUAUGACAAAUAAUUAAUCCUUUUUUAGAAAACUGUCUAAAGCCAUUUGUUUUUGCCGACGCUUCAAAAUUUGACGAAAAUGUGUCACAGCAUUGUCAUUGAAUAAAUUUGUAGCACGAAUAGCCACGCUCACACCUUGUUCUCACUUUUCAAUGAUUUUACGUUUCAAUUCAACAGUUAUUUUUUCUCUUUUGUGAUUGUCUUCUUGUGUUUUUUUUUUCGAAGACAUUUUAGCAUAGGUUAUUACACUUUGCACAUAAAAAAAUUACGAAUACUGUCUGAAUACAAAAUUUGUACAAACUGGUAAUCACACACGAAAACAAUACGCUAACAGACUGAGUGCUAAACACAGGCUAAUGCAAUGGUUCUCAACCUUCCUAGUGCCAUGACCCUUUAAUACAGUUUCUCGUGUCUUGGCGACCCCCCAGCAACCUAAUUAUUUUUGUUGCUACUUCAUAGCUGUAAGAAUAUAUGUUUUCAGAUAGUCUAAGGCGACCCCUGGGAAAGGGCCGCGCUACCCCCAAAGGGAUCAUGACCCACAGAUUGAGAACCGCUGGACUAAUGCAUCGGUGCGGAAGCCCCGGCUCACAAAUGAAUGUCAGGAAAAAAGGACUUCCCCUUUCUGCGUAACUUGUUAUUCGAAAUAUCGCUCGUUAAGGGAGCUAUUUCUUCACAUUUUUUUUUGCUCGUUAUGAGAGGUGCUCGUUAUGAGAGGUUCCACUGUAUAUGCUUCAUCUCGAGCAACAUAACUAUUUCUUCCUUGAGAUCCCACACUGGUCUCAAUAUCUUGCCCAGGCUCAGCCAGCGGACACUUGUAAAGAAUAUUAGAAUGUUCAGUUUCCAAAGCAGUUUCCAGUUUCCUAUUUCCCUGGCUCUGAUGAGGUUUAUAACACUGACAGCUGGGUCAAUAACAUGCUUGAUAGUCAACACAUCUUAACACAGACUUUCCUGAUGGAUGACACAGUGGAGAUGUAAGAGUGUAUGGUCAGGAUGUUCUACUUUAAUUUUAUUAUUCAUCAACUUCACCAGACCUAAGUUUUUCCCAGUCAAAGAUCAAGCUCCAUCGGUUGUUACACUUGCCAUCUUGUUCCACACCAACCCAGUUCUUUCACACAGUUCUUUCACACAGUUCUUAACAGCAUUGAAUAAAUCCUGACCUGUGGUUGUGUCUUUUGAGUGACUCAACACUAAUUAAUGCUUCAAUAAGCUCAAAAUCAAUGUUUAUUCUUCUUGAUAAAGAAAUGCUGUCAAAUUUUGUUUUCUGGACACAUAAUGUUUGCUGCAUCUGACAAGCAUUCCUUGAUAAACUUGCAGACAGAAAAAGGCUUGUUACGUUUUACAAUCUUAUGGGACAGCACCAAACUAGCUUCGGUUGGGGCAUCUUGUAACAAAGACUGUUUGAUGAAAACAGUUUGCUGCUUCUUUGAAUUGUUAACCAACUCUUGUUUUUUUUCUUUUGCCCUAUUCGUUCGUUAAAUUGUGCUAGAAAUCCAUAUUUUUUGUUUGGUGAUGUCUCUUUAAAUUGUACUCUUUAAAGAUGCUCAAAAAUGCACGACACAGCAAGCAGACUGCUUUGCUCCCAGUACUUAGCAGUCCAUUCGUUAUUAAAAACACAACAUUGGUCAUUUUGGCAGCACUCAUGGUUGAAUCACGUCUAUUCCCUUUCAAAUUACAAUUUUUACAAAACCUUUUUUAAAAUGUAAACAAAAGCUACUUUUGGUUGAGCUGAAAGGCAGUUUCGAACAAAAUGAACAUCGACAUAGGAUCACAACAUUUACGUGCCUACAGGCCAUUUUGCCCAUCCCUGACUUUAAUGACUUUGUAAACUCAGCUUGAAUAUUAAGGUUCAUUAAGUCUGGUGACGACAAUCCCAGAUGUAUUGUAAGCGGCUACCUCAUGGUUAACAUGUCACAAUAAGCCAAAGAGCAGAUCGUAAAUGAAAUGAGAAGUUUCUUUGUUAAGCUAGUGAUGAUGAAACAUGUUGGCUAUUUCAUUGAUCUAAUAAUUUUUCAUUCCAGGGUAUCCUGGGGACAGUGCAAGUAUGUCACUUAUCAGAGGCAACACACAAUGUAACAGUAUGUAUUGUUAAGGAUUUUAAAGAAUUUAGACCUAGACUAUGCAAAGUUUUUAUCACUUUUGAAAAUAAGGCUUGAUUAUUCCCAUCCGAGUUAUAAUAAAGAAAUCCUAGGUUUAUUUUACACAAAUACUUAGUUUUCUGGAUUAGAAAAUAAUUAUUGUUAAUAGCUAUUGGGAGCUUGCAAUGAUAGUGAUAGUUAUUGUGUUGUGUAAAAAAACUUAUCCCGGAGAGAGUUGUAGAUGAGCCGGUGGGGUUGAAGCAUAAACAAUAAAAUGGUAAAUCAAAAAAUGUGUGUGCACAUAGAAAAUCACUAUACUCUCAUAUUUCUGCUGAGAUUCCAUCUGCCCAUGAUGGUUAUUAGUUUGGAAAAUAGCUAAUUUUGUCUGAAGUUUAUUUUUGAAAAAUUAUUACUUAUACUAGCAAGUUACUGAGAAUAAAAAAGUGACCAAACCCACAUCCCAUUCUUUUUUUCCCCCCACCCAUUUCUAUUUAUCUGCGGAUUGUCUUUUUAUUGUGGUAUAUCAAAAAAUAAUUUUGCUUUAUAUUAUUAUUUGAUGAUUUAGCCUUAUAAACUCCAUCGCCUUGACCAAGGACCCAACACCACAGUGACUUAUACAAGAGAGGAUGCACUGAAAUACUACAAGCAGAUGCGAAUGAUAAGAGUUAUGGAGACAACUGCUGGCAAUUUGUACAAAUCUAAAAUUAUAAGAGGCUUUUGUCAUCUUUAUUCUGGACAGGUCUGUAUCCUCCAGCUACAAAAUUUAUGAAAAUUCCAAGUCUAUACAGAAUAUAUUUUUCCCCAAUUGAUUUUAAAUCUUUUUUCAUUUUCAAUCUACACCCAUAUUUGUAUCUUAUUGCCUGAUUCUUGAUACUGGUCUUUUGUAUACUUAUAGAUUUAAUAUUUUCAAGUAGUGCUGAUCCUAAAAAAUAAAUAAAAAUAAAGUUUUUAAUUUUCAUAAAUAAAAUAAAGAAAUGUGUUGUUAUUAAAAUAGUUCCUUUCCUUAAUUUUGUUUUUAAAAAAAAGACUAUUAUUUUAUAUUAUAGGAGGCGAUUGCAGUGGGAAUGGAAGCUGCGAUUACUCCUGAAGAUUCAGUCAUAACUGCAUACAGGGCCCAUGGAUGGACUUAUGUUAGGGGAGUGUCAGUCCAUGCUGUUCUUGCAGAGCUUACAGGUUCACAGUUUAACAAUGAUUAAAUAGAGUAUUUCAGUCCAGUGUUUUUGAAAAAUAUCUUUAAAAAUAAACAAUGAAAUUAGGAGGAAAUGCUUGACUUGUUUGGGAUACAUGGAUUUCCUUUUAAUCAAAAAUGGUCCCUGCAAUGAAUAAGCAAUUAGACCUCUCAGAAAUGUUGUGCCCACUUUUUUUGAUGGGGAGUAUCUGAUGAAAACAUUGUGGAAGAUAUAACUUAUCUAGAGUUUUUAUGCAUAAAAGCAUACAAAUACAAACAAAAAUGAAGGUACAGAGGAUGCGUUAGUUUAACAAGUUGCAUUAAGACAAAGAUGAGACGCCGGAAAUUUCUGAGCGUUUGUCUGCAAAUCUUUUUGUUUUAAUUUAAAUAUGGUGGUGGGGGGGGGGGGGUUUAAUAAUUUUACCUGUGUCCAAAUUGGGGGGUUCUUUGGGGCACACAUUUUUUCAUGUUUUUUGCAAGCUUCAAUUAUUUGUUAGAAAUGGCCCUUUUUGUUUUUAAUUUAAAUAGGGGGGUGGGGGGGGGGGGGUUUAAUAAUUCUACCUGUGUCCAAAUUGAGGGGUUCUUUGGGGCACACAUUGUUUCAUGUAUUUUGCAAGCUUCAAAUAUUUGUUAGAAAUGGCCCCGGAGAUAAAAAUGUGCAUUGUGUUCCACUAUAUAUGAAUUAAGAUUUAGAAUGCCAUAUAUUUUUAUUUGAACGUGAUAUAUUUUGUAUCAAAGCAUGUGGGGAAAGAGGUAAUAAAAAUAUUAGGGUUGCACAGAUUAAUCUGCCCAGUGAACCUUACUUAUCACGUCACAGCAGGGUUUCAAUAUACUAAUGAAAAAAUUUUUUCCCCAGGACGAAAGACAGGUUGUGCCAAUGGUAAAGGUGGUUCUAUGCAUAUGUAUACCAAGAAUUUCUAUGGUGGCAAUGGUAUAGUGGGUGCACAGGUAAUUAAUAGUUUCACAGUGACACUUAAACUCAUUGCUUUUAACAUAGGCCUAACCUGAAGUCCAUUGUAAAAAAAAAAAAAAUUGCACUUAUUGAAUAACAUCCAGUAGCCAUUUUAGCAUACCCUUUGAUGCAAUGGUGAAAAGUUUGUUGGUAAAUAGAGCUUUUGCGCCUUUUGUGUUGUCUGGUAAUUAUGGUAGAUCAGCCACGAAAGCAAAAUACUGGGUAAUGAGAAAAAAAACAUGAUGAAUAAUCUUUGUGUUACAUUUAUUUUCUGAUUGGGUUUUGUUUUACCCACAUACACACUAUCCUCUUAUUUGGUUUUACUUUAAGUGUUGAGAGAGAAUGUGUAUUUUUUUAUUAUAGCAUUUAAGGGGAUAAUUGAUAAAUAGGAAAUAAAAUAAUAAAACAACCAAUACAAUAUAAUAAGCCCAAUGGUUUCUUCAUCAAUGAAAAUGAGGAUGGAACCUACCUAAUAAAAAUGAUGUCUUUGAAUUUUUCUCUGGGCAUACAGACAUUUGUCCUGAAAUAAAUAGUUUGUUAAUGAAAAUGUUUGCAUCUCAAAAAUGUGAUUAAAAACAGGGCUUCAAGUGUUUGUUGCUGUUCAUCCUUCGCAUGUGAAGAUUCUACUUAGAAACUUGAGAUGUAAAAAUGUGUUAUUUAAUUUAUCGUGAAAGGAAGUAGAGCACAAUUUAAGCUGAGACUGUAGCUGUCUGCCAAAAUGAAGUUAAAAGCACACACAAUUUUUACUGGUCUAGGGUAACUUUUGUUUUGAAUGUUGAAAAUAGCAUAAAUGUAAUUGUUAAAUAACUAUAAUAGUUAAAUUUUCUUCAUUACUGUAGGUUCCUUUAGGAGCUGGUAUAGCGUUUGCACACAAAUACAGACAAGAAGAUAACAUCUGCAUUUCUCUCUAUGGAGAUGGUGCAGCCAACCAAGGACAACUUUUUGAAGCAUUUAAUAUAGCAAAACUAUGGAAUCUCCCUUGUAUUUUUGUGUGUGAAAAUAAUGGCUUUGGAAUGGGCACAUCAGCAGCUAGGGCAUCAGCUUGCACUGAUUACUACACUAGAGGAGAUUAUGUACCAGGACUCUGGGUUAGUUUCUUGAUUACUACACUAGGGGCUGUUAUGUACCAGGACUCUGGGUUAGUGUCUGAUACCUAAACUAGGGGCGAUUGUUAAUGUCUGGAUUACUACACUAGGGGCGAUUAUGUACCAGGACUCUGGUUUAGUAUCUUGAAUGAUUAGUUCACUUGAGAAUUAUAAACUUUUUUUGACACCCACAUCCUAUGCGUAGUACAAAUAUUCAUAGCCAUGCUUUAAAAAAAAACAGUGAUUCAAAUUAAAAAGUACUUAUUGUUAAGUUAUCAAGAAACAGCUUGACCCGAAAGAUGAUUUAAUUAUUAAUAAAAGGAAUUGGCUAUAAUUCUGGUUAAACAUUGGAUUGGAAGUUGCUAUCACAGCGUGUUUUUUUAUCGGCUGCCACAGUGCAGAACGAGAAUAUCGGCCGACCACAUUUCGUGGGUUAAAUAGGCUAAUUUAUGGACUGUCAGAAUUUCAAUAGCAGAAGUUAUGUAUUAUUGAAGUUUAGAUACACAUUCUGAAGACCACCCCCUUCCCCACAGAAUCUUUAAAAUCAACAAUGCCCCACCUUCCCUCCUUCAGUGCGUACGAUAUAUUUAUAUAUGGAUUGCCUCUUAAAAUUUAUUAUAUACAUCCUCUUUCACAAGUAAGUCCAUAAUUGCAAACAAGUAAUAAGCCUAAAUUGGGUGAUACAAAUUAUGGAUGGUCCUUUAUAAAUAUUUGCUAAUUGACAAACUUCUUGGGAAAUUUCUCUUUUUAAAUUCAUUUGUUGAGUUGCCAAAAUAUUGAGCAUACAAUUAUACCAUACGAAAUUUCAGAAAACGGCUCAUUUGGACAAUGUUUGUAAAGAAUGCCACCUUUUUUCAUUGUCAGGUGGAUGGUAUGGAUGUUCUUGGUGUGAAGGAGGCAACACGUUUCGCCAAAGAUUAUGUAUUGAAAAAUGGUCCAAUUUUAAUUGAGGCCUUUACCUACAGAUAUCAUGGUCAUAGUAUGAGUGACCCUGGAACAAGGUAUUUAUUUUAAAAAAUGUGAUGUUGGUUUAAAUUCUCACAGGUACAUAUUUAUUUGAAUUUAAUACAUUGUGAAUAUUUUUCCAGUCAUACAAGGAUGCAAGUAAGUGUUUUAACUUUUUAAAAAAAUAACAGUAUUUAAAACCUUUGCAGCUUGCAAUUUGCAUGUUACCCGGUAAUUAAAAUUUUAUUUGAGAGCUGAGAAUUAAAAGAUUAUUAUUAUUAUUAAGGUGGUUUUUUAUAUAGCGAAGUACCCCAGUCUAGGGCUAGGCUCACUGCGCGUCACAUAAAAUUUAGCAAUUGGUAAAAAGCUUGACCUCACCCACCCAAGUACUAUCUACACCUGUCUACCCAUGGACAACACCCAGCAGCAUCAAGCAUAUCAGUUGAGGGGGGGGGGGGGGAGAAUGAGGCGGUAUAGUAGAGUUUGAAGGGAUGUGUUUUGAAGGCAGUUUUGAAGGCUGGGGUGGUCGGUAUAAUGUGGAGGUGUAAUGGGAGAGAAUUCCAUUGGUUGGGAGCUUCACAUAAAAUUUAGCAAUUGGUAAAAAGCUUUACCUCACCCACCCAAGUACUAUCUACACCUGUCUACCCAUGGACAACACCCAGCAGCAUCAAGCAUAUCAGUUGAGGGGGGGGGGGAGAGAAUGAGUCGGUAUAGUAGAGUUUGAAGAGAUGUGUUUUGAAGGCAGUUUUGAAGGCUGGGAUGGUCGGUAUAAUGUGGAUGUGUAAUGGGAGAGAAUUCCAUUGGUUGGGAGCACAGAAAGAGAAAGAUUGUUCACCAUAUGUUUUAGUGCGUGUUUUGGGAACAUAAAAAAUAUGCGUGUUAGCAGAGGAACGAAGCUUUCAAAGAGGUGAGUAGACAGAAAGACGUUCAAUAAGAAAGGAAGGGCAGGAACCAGAGAAAAAGUUGUGACAGAGAAAAGACAGCUUGUAAUCAAAACGUGCCUGUAAAGGGAGCCAAUGGAGUAAGUGAAGUGGUGGAGUGACUUAUCACGUUUCUUUGCCUUUAGAACUAACCUAGCAGCUGAGUUUUGAACUUUCUGCAGUUUUUCAAUUAAAUGUUUUGGUGAACCUGACAGUAGAGAGCUACAAUAGUCAAGAUGAGAGAGAACAAGAUCACAGACUAGUGUUUUUGUUGCGCUAAUUACAUGAUUUUCAAAAUUAAUUACUGGCCUACAAUUUCUUUUGCUUGAGCUAUGAUAAUGUUUUCUUUAAUAUUAAUAUUUGUACUCUAGUACUAUGUACCAAUAAAUAGGAGGGCUUUACCCUGUACAUGCUGUAGGAAGGAAAGUUCUUAUCAUUUCUUAUUUUAGGCAAUUUAUUAUUUUUUUCAACUUUUCUUUGAACUGAAAUUAGUAAAAUGUCACAAACCAAUCUCACAGACCAGAAUUUAUUUUUGUUUUAAAAAAAAUUAAAUUCAGAAUGAGAAUUUUUUGGAUGAGGGUAAUUACUGUCUUACUGAAUAUGUAAUUCAGUUACAGUAAUUCUUUAGUGUUUCAUUGCUCUUAUCUACAUUGACUAGAACUAUCCAUAUUCUAGCACAUUAGUCUGGUACGGGUAUGUAAUAUUUACUAACAAUGGGAAUUCAAUUUCACUAAACAAUAGACAAAAUGAAAAGCUUCCUAUUAUUAUCAAUUUCAUGACUCGUUAAAGUAUUGUUACUUCCAUUGUCAAAUGUAGUGCAAAAAUGCGUUUCAUUGAAUUUAAAAAUCAGUUGUGGCCAUAGAAUUAUUUCACUUCAAAGGGUCUCUUCUCUGGGCUCAUUUCUUUUAUAGCAAUUUUUGAUAACUGUGUGUUAAAACAUAUAGUUUGGUACCGUACAGUGAGUGAGGUCUGCAUACACUGCCAGAAACUCCACUUACACUUACAUGAGACAAAGCUUGAAACCCAAAAUUUCUCCAGCCACAGCUUUUGUGCAAGAUAAUGUCAGUGUCACAGAGUUUCAUUGAAAUAAUUCACUUUUGAUUCUCACAUUUUGAAAAGCUUUUUGCCAAGAAAAUCAAAAACAUUGAGUUUAAAUAUUAAUGAUGGCAAUUUUAACAAAACUUCAGUUUUGUUUCAAAUAUUAGAUUGAUUAACAGUUUGUCUAAAUAUAAAUACAGGUUUGUAAGGCCAAAAAUUGGUUAUAAAAACAUUUUUUUAAUGAUUGAAUUCAUUUAGGGCAUUUACAUGUUGUAUUUAGUUAGUCUAAACAUUAAAAAACCUCUUUUGGCUUCACAGUUAUCGUACAAGAGAAGAGGUUCAAGAAGUUAGACAGACUCGUGACCCCAUAGGAAAGUUUAAAGAUGUCAUCGUCAAUUCUGGAUUAGUCACAAAUGCUGAGAUUAAGGUAAGGAAAAUUUCUUCCUUAUCAUUCAAUUAUUUCAUUUAUACAAAAAAAUAAAGUUUUAUAGGAAUUUGUGUUUAUUCUCACUAUUUUGGUUACGUGUUACAACAUAGAGAGGUAUUUAAAAAGAAUUAAUCAUAAUGAUUUAUUCAAAAGUUAUUUACAUUUAAUUCCUAAUAGAAAAUUGAAGAUGAUGUGAAAAAGGAAGUGGGAGAUGCUGCUGAGCUUGCCAAGACAGAUCCAGAGCUGCCACUAGAAGAAUUAUAUUCACAUAUCUAUAUGAAUCCACCUCAAGACAUGAAAGUAAGAGGAUGCGAUGAUACCGUUUUUGCAUCAACAAAAUAGUUAUUUUUUCAUGUUUGAAUUUUUUUGUACCAACAUUGAGGAUUUCAGUUAUCUUGAACAAUGAUAUUGUGUCAGCCUUAUGAAUAAUAAAAAUAAAUUGAAAGGUUAUGACAAAAAUAAUUGAAUUUAAAAUCAAGACUUUCUGUGAAGGGAUGACAAUCUUGCUCAUGUAUUAUGUAUUAAAACAAUGUUUACUUGCAAUAUAGUUUCCUUUGUUAUUUCUAAUUUGCAUCCAGUUUUUUCUUUUAAUAUUCCAACUUUCAAAUAUUACAUUGUCUUUAUAAAGAGAUAUUUUAAUUAUUUUAUAAUGUGGUGUUAUCUUUUUUAAACCUAGCACCCCUAAUCCUUUAAAUUUAUUAAUUUAUCCAAUUCGAAAUAGUUUACUCCAAAAAUUCAAACUAGACUAGUGAACCAAUAACAUGUAUUUCAAAUGGAAUAUGCCACAUUUUAAGUAAUAUCUAUUCUUGUCAGUAGACACUACAGUUCAAUUCAUUGUGUAUUUCAAUAGCAAUUGUGAGGGUGCAUGUCAUCAUCCAUUGUAAGUCACUGUGUAUUUCUAACAUUAAGUAGUGGAUUGCAGUUAUUGGUGAAUUACACUCAGUAAAGGGCCAUCCAUAUAGCAUGUACCCUCUCAGGGUUGUUGAUUAAUUAGAUUUAGCACAAGUGUACAGAAAACCCUUGAAAUACGAUAAUUAUGUUGUUUUAAUUGGCUAUAUAUUAUAAAUAAAUUGAAACUGGUACAGACAUGGAAGUGAAGAUAUUCAUUUGUUCGUAUUUAUUUUUAGGUUAUUUAAAAAAAAAAAAAGAAGUUAAAUACAAUAAUGGUUAAGAUGUAAUUUGAAGAAUUAAAAUAGUUUUUGUUAUU
Lymnaea stagnalis (great pond snail) is the source of this 12143-nucleotide messenger RNA. Lineage: Eukaryota; Metazoa; Mollusca; Gastropoda; Lymnaeidae. The record is from the annotation of a GenBank genome assembly.